Molecule: messenger RNA, 3389 nt
Organism: Amphiprion ocellaris (clown anemonefish)
Lineage: Eukaryota; Metazoa; Chordata; Actinopteri; Pomacentridae
Product: syntaxin-binding protein 4
Exons: 21
Coding region: 228-2315 (695 amino acids)
Molecular function (GO): protein binding
Source: RefSeq, a predicted model, not a curated record
AGAGAGGGGGGGGAAAAAAAGCCCUCCUGUCGGUCAGAUUAGAAUCACACAGCAAUGUCCGUCUCAUUGAUUUGAAGGGGGAUGAUUGCUGACACAUCCACGCGGUCAGCGCAGCUCCUGAGGGCAGCGGGCGGAGGGAUGCGGCUCCGGGACCAGGCGCUCUGCCUCCGCUCCGGACCCUGAGACAACAGCGGGAGCGGCUCCACAACCCGGACCUCACUCGGAUAAUGUCUCUGCUGAAACAGCGGGGGAGAGAGCUCGAGCGAUUUGACGGACUGUCGCUCAUUUACUGGACACUAAUGGGUCCAUAUGGAGUAGACCGAGCUGUUCAUUCCAUGGAGUUUACAGACUGUGAGAAUGGACUAGGAAUUAAAGUGAUCGGUGGAGUGAAGGAGCUAACUGGAGAGGAGUUUGGAGUCUACGUCAAACGGAUUUUACCAGGUGGCCUUGCUUCAAACGAUGGAAACCUGAUGCCAGGGGACCAGAUCUUGGAGGUGAAUGGGGACAGCCUCGUAGGCAUCACAAGUGAAAGAGCUGUGGAUAUCUUGAGAGCAGCCUCUGCUACCAAUCACAUGCGUCUUCUCAUAGCCAGAGAUGAAGAAGCAAAGAGAGAAUUUGCUGAGCUGCUGGAGAAAUACGGCUCCAACGGAAGCACAGGAUCAACACGCAACUCUCCCAUCCAACAAGGAGGUCGCUACCUGGAUAGCACAUCGUCUGGCUCUUCAUCUCGCUCCCAGAGUCCUUUGUUGUUGAGUCCAGCAGGCUCUCAGAACACGUACAACAACAACAGUGGACCAAUGCUGCGCUCCCUCAGUCACCCAGGUGAAGGGGUGAUUCAGCUCGUUUCGGUGGCACGAUCUGGCAGUUUAGGCAUCACCAUCGGAGGAGGCUCCAACAGGCCCGACGGUCCUGCAGUCUUCAUCCAGGAGGUGCUGUCUGGAGGCGACUGUCACCGGGAUGGACGUCUGAGACCUGGAGAUCAGCUCAUUGCCAUUAACAAGGAGUCUUUGAUAGGUGUUACCCAUGAGGAGGCUAAAGCCAUGCUAAACAAAGUCAAAUUCAGCCAGGACAGUGCAGUGGAGAUCGCUUUCAUCCCAGGUAAAGGACUCUUUCCAAGCAGCACGUCUCUCCACAACGGAGUCCAGCGAGCCACAGGAAACAGUUACAACUCUGGACGCUUAAAAGUCCACAUCAGAUCACCUGAGAUCUGUACUGAGGAGCCAGCUCAAGUGUCCUCACCCUCUCCUGACAUCUGUCCUCCAGAUAUCCAUAUUACAGGUUCAACCAGCCAGAGGUCGCCGACAGGGGCAAAACCCAAGAUAACACUGGACCCAUACAUACGCCUCAAAUCAGACAAGUUAGACUUGGCUUUGUCCUUCCUGGGGUUGAAUGUCACAGAAGAGAAGAGGAAGAAGUUGAAACAUAGUCUGACCACAGACCCCCAAGGCACUGUGGCCUAUGGAGACUUUGUGGAGGUAACCCGGAACAUCUUCCAGGAGAACCUGGAGGAGUUAGGUUUGGGAGCGGGUCCCUUCACAUUCUCCUAUCAUGAAGCAGCCAGUCUGAUGGACACGUCAGCCUUCCAUUCACCUACAUACGAAUCAGAAGGCAGCUACAGCAGCGAAGAGAUGGAGCAGUUUCAGACAGAAGUGAAGCAGCUACAGACCCAGAUGAAGCAGCUCAAGGUGAUGCUGAAGGACAUGGAGCACAGCAAGAAGACUCUGGAGGAGGAGCUGCAGAAGACCUCAGAGAAAGCCUGUUUGACGGUGGAAGAGAACACCCGUUUAAAGAGUCGUCUGGAGGCAGCCGAGGCUGAGGUGGUGCAGCGGCAGGCCGGCAGUGCUGAGCAGGACUACGAGGAGGUCAUCCAGCUACUGGAGGCUGAGAUCAGAGACCUGAAGAACCAGCUGGCCAGCAAGAGACAAGCACGAGGAGCAGAGGCUCCUAAGGUCAAGCAGGAGGAGGUGGUGGAGCUCAACAGGAGGCUGUCGGUCAUCGACUGUCAGCUGAGGAAGUCAGAGCAGAGCAGGAAACACCUGGAGAUUUCCAACAAGAAACUGCUGGGCUUUGCACAAAACGUCCACAAAGUGCUGACAACACCCAGCCUGUUUGGAGGAGAAAGCGGGAGCAACAGGUCAUCUCCAGCCACGGACAGCCCCGACACCCCAACACCACUUCGGGAUUCCGCCUUCCAGCUGACCGUUGAAGCGAAAGAGCUGAUGGAGGGAGUAUGCGCUGCCACCGCUGACGACAAAGCUUCAGCAAACAUGCCAGAGGCGGCGUCAGCACCAGAUGUCAGCCCUGAUCAUGUGUGAGCAACGAGGAGAGGAAAGGCCUGAGGGAGGACCUGGGUUGGGCUGAAGAGGCUGAAAGCAGCUGAAGCUAUGAUGGACGAGACCACAGAGAGCAGCGAGACUUGGCACCAUUCCCACACAAUUUCAGAAAACGACGACACGGCUUCGACAAAUCCAAAUCCACAGUGACGCGUUUUAAUUGACGACAUGUUGUAAUGCCAACACGUCAAAUUAGCGUCUUCCUCUGACAUACUCUACAGCUUCUCUGCAGCGGGACGUGUUGAAUCAGCCGAGAAUCGAGGACUCUCAUCACUUCAACAAUAAAUCAGUAAAUGUACAGAAGUCUAUGAGAAGCGCUCUGCCAAAAAAAAUGUCUGCUGGAAUUCUUUCUCGUGUUACUCUUACAGUCGGUGGUGUUGGAGGAGCUGCAUGAUCAAGUCCACAACACACACACACACACACACACUCGUAAACCGGUAAACCUAGCUGUGAACCUCGUUAAUGCUCCUCACUGACCUCGUUUCUAACCUGACACACGAGUUCUGUCCAUGGACUGCAUGUAAUUUUGAACUCGUUUGCUUUGCAAGGACAAUCUCCAGCUGAUCUGUUCAAAGAGUCUUCCUCUGUGUCAUCAUCAUUUGCUGCCAUCUGCCUCCAUCACACACUACCACUUGUUUGCUCUGCCACAGACAUUACGAACCGUCGAGCAAGAAGUAGAAAAAAAACAGCAGUGUUUCUUUUCCAUCAUUCUCUCUCUCUGUCCUCGUGCAGUUACUUAAUUAUAUCGGGCAAAAGAAAGGUUUGGAUAAUCCUGGUCUUGAGCAGUGUGGGUCAUCAGCAGCUUCAUAUCACUGCAUGGUCGACGUUAAUCUGUCUGCUGGAGUGACUUCACCGUUGCUCCAGCUGUGUAAACUUGUAUUUGAUAGUCAAAGAGUCUAGGCAGACAUCAGUCAUAGGGUACACAUAACACUCAUUUUAUUUAUACAGACAGCUGCAAAUUCUGACAUGUCCUGCAAUUCAGCCAGAUUUCAUCUUUGGUGUGGCCUCAUAUCUUUCUGUUACCGUUUUAUAUUAAAUGAAUACCUGAUGACUGGA